AUGAAUUUCGAGCUCCCACUCGAGCUUAAAGCUCACCUAGAGUCUAUAGAUUCGUUUAUCCAUUCAAAUAUCCUGCCGCUGCAGCAUGCUGAUGACAAUGAUCGGUUCUUCGAUCACCGUCGUGAAUAUGCACGAACUGACUGGGAUAACAAUGGGAAUCCACGACAGGAAUGGGAAGAGCUGCUAGGUGAGGCGAGGAACCGAGCUGAUGCCGCUGGUUUCUACCGGUUCGCAUUGCCUCGAGUAUACGGCGGCCAGUCACAUCCAGACACCAAUUUGUGGAUGUCAGCUAUUCGAUACCACCUAUCCUCACACCCAGUAUACGGCGGUGGCCUAGGACUAGCCAAUGAUUUACAAAACGAGCACAGCAUUGUGGGGAAUUUCCCCGACGUAUUAAUGCUCCACCAUUUUGGAAACGAACACCAAAGGCAAACCCUCAUUCCAGCACGUCUGAAAGGAGAGUUCCGAACGAAAUUCGGCCUAACAGAACCCGAUCACGGAAGUGACGCAACAUACAUGUCCACAACAGCCCGCCAGACCCAAGGCGGGUUUGAAAUCACGGGGGCAAAGAAGUGGCAGACAGGCGCGCACCACUGCACGCAUUUUCUCAUUUUCGCCCGGACCUCGGGCCAAGCAGGAUCUGCACGAGGGAUCACGGCUUUCCUGGUUCCCCGUGACACGGCAGGACUUCGCAUUGCCAGCUACGAAUGGACUCUCAAUAUGCCCACUGACCACGCAACCAUCGAGCUGGACCAGGUGUGGGUGCCCGAGACGGCUGUUUUGGGGUCCGUUAACCAGGGACUAGCAAUUGCGCAGACUUUCGUGCAUGAGAAUAGAAUUCGCCAAGCGGCCAGCUCAUGCGGGGCUGCGCGGUACUGUCUGGAUCGGAGCGUUGAACGCGCCCGGUCACGCAAGAUAUGGGGUGAGGGGAAGACUUUGGCUGAUAAUCAGGCUAUUCAGUUCCCGGUGGUUGAGCUUAUGACCCAGGUUGAGAUGCUGCGUCUGUUUAUCUUCAAGACGAGCUGGGAGAUGGAUCGUGUUGUGGCUGAAUGUCAGUCGUCGGCAAAACGGCCAUGGGUAGAGAUUGAGCGCCGACUAAGUGAUCAAGUUGCCAUGUGUAACUUCUGGGCAAAUCGACUGUGUUGUCAGGCUGCCGACCGGGCCAUUCAGAUCCACGGGGGCGAUGGGUACUCUCGACACUACCCUUUUGAGCAUAUAUAUCGUCACUUCCGUCGGUAUCGCAUCACUGAAGGGGCAGAGGAGAUUCAGAUGCGGAAAAUUGGCGCGUAUAUAUUUGGAUUUGCAGGCCCAAAGAAGAAAGACAUCGCGGAUGAGCACUCCAAAGCCAAAAUCUGA
Penicillium canescens is the source of this 1356-nucleotide messenger RNA. Its product is annotated as acyl-CoA dehydrogenase family protein. The record is from RefSeq and is a predicted model, not a curated record. The transcript has 3 exons. Gene Ontology annotation, molecular function: flavin adenine dinucleotide binding. Gene Ontology annotation, biological process: fatty acid beta-oxidation using acyl-CoA dehydrogenase; butyrate catabolic process. Bases 1 to 1356 code for a protein of 451 amino acids. Lineage: Eukaryota; Fungi; Ascomycota; Eurotiomycetes; Eurotiales; Aspergillaceae.